UGGGAUUGACAAUCGAUGUAGUGCAUGAAACCAGUGACCCCCUCAGACCUCUAUCUGCGUUAUAUUAUCUAUGCACGUUGAUCUUAUGCGUUCUUUUUCAGUGCCAGCAAGCAUCUACCCAAACACGAAUGAUCUAAUAAAGACGCGUUGUCGCGUAAUCAACCGCGACGCGUGAGCGGCGCACUUCUAUUAAAAAGGGCGACAUUGGGAGGUCGAGCCAGUAAUACAAUACUUACGAGAAUCUUCCAUCACGAAUCUCAUCCAUUCAGCAGGCUCGAACAUGCCAGAUACACCUUCAGACAACCUGGAUGAGCCAUAUCCCGCCAAUUCUGUAACCGAACAGCUGCAAAUCCCCGACAACACCCUGGACGGUCGCUUCUCCAAAACCAACUUUCCUUUCCAGAAGAGCCAAAAUCCGCAUCAACCCUUGAAUUCACUUGGCCACCUCGAUAUGCUGCCCGUCGAACUGCUCUCGGAAGUGCUAUUAGAUUUGGAUGUGUGUACUCUUAUGGCAUUCCGAUGUGUAAAUCGACAGGCCAUAGCAAUAGUUGAUUCAUUGCCAAAUUUCCGCAGAGUCGUCGAAAACUGCAUUGACGUUAUCCGCGCCAUCGUGGCAACAGGAGCGAAUGACUACACCUUCAACACGCUAUAUAAUCGUCUUUCAAUGAGUGACUGUGUAAAGUGUGGCAGAUUUGGCGGGUAUCUAUACCUGAUUACCUGCCAGCGGUUAUGCUACUUCUGCUUCACUAGGGACGAGGCAUUCUAUCCCAUUACGGAGUCCACAGCGCGUCGUAUCGGCAUCAGAAAGGGUGAUCUCAAAAAGUUGCCUCAUCUUCUCAGCCUUCCUGGUCAAUACACAGGCUUUGAAAAGCUCUCGAAAAAAAGGAUAAAACUCUUCGAUCGAGAAGCAGUGCAGCAAAGAGCGCAAGAUGACAGGUGGAUCGUCGUGACAGGUCGACAGAUAGACCGUACAACGCUGGAGCCAGCGCGUUACAUGGUUAUUAUCUCAGUUCCCCACUUUCGCACUGGCAAUGGCAUUGAUAGGGGUGUGCAUUGCCUUGGAUGUCGAGAUAUCCUUGAGAAACGAAUCAAAUACAGCCAAACCGCAAUACUUGAUCAUUUCAGGCAAUGCGGACCGGUGCGAGAGAUCCGGGGACGCAUGCAACAUGUGCCAUGACUUCUCCCGUCGGCGGGAAGCAUUCACAACUAAAUUCCUGGUGGUCAAGUUCUUUGGUAUAUGUGAAAACCAUCGAACUAGCCAAUACGACUCCGUCAUCUUGACUAGGCGUCAAUCAUCCCCUGAGAAUU
Pseudovirgaria hyperparasitica is the source of this 1308-nucleotide messenger RNA. RefSeq lists its product as uncharacterized. The coding region runs from base 281 to 1177 and encodes 298 amino acids. NCBI's taxonomy places the organism in Eukaryota, Fungi, Ascomycota, Dothideomycetes, Acrospermales, Acrospermaceae. The record is from RefSeq and is a predicted model, not a curated record. Gene Ontology annotation, molecular function: protein binding. The transcript has a single exon.